Messenger RNA from Camarhynchus parvulus, 1158 nucleotides. RefSeq names its product serine/threonine-protein kinase pim-1-like. Gene Ontology annotation, molecular function: ATP binding; protein serine/threonine kinase activity. The record is from RefSeq and is a predicted model, not a curated record. Gene Ontology annotation, cellular component: cytoplasm. Lineage: Eukaryota; Metazoa; Chordata; Aves; Passeriformes; Thraupidae. Gene Ontology annotation, biological process: protein autophosphorylation.
AUGGCACGGCUUCAGAAAGCCCUGCUUGGUUUGCAGCUGCUCCUGGCACCCCCCGGGCGAAGAAGCCUCGGGCUGCAGCCCCGGCCGUCGCCAAGAGCAGAGUCCAGCCCACGAGGCCGGGGACAGCGACGGUGCCGCCGUGCCGCGCUGCCGUGGGGCUCCUGCAGCCGCCUGUGCGCGCUGCCCGGGCCCGGCUCUGCCGCUCGCCAGCCCGUCGGCUGCGGGGCAGUAACGCUGCCCGGCGCGCAGCAGGGAGCAGGUGAGAGCGGCGCGCCCGCGGGGCCCGGCCCGCUGCACUGGCGGGCACUGGGGGUUCCUGGGCGCGGGGCUGAUGGCUGCGCUCGGCCUUUUGCAGGGCAAAAGAGGGAGCUGCAGGAGCUGUACCAGCUGGGCCCGCAGCUGGGCAGCGGUGGCUUCGGCACCGUUUUCUCGGGCAUCCGCCUGUCCGACGGGAGCCCGGUGGCCAUCAAACGCGUGGCCCGGGAGAGCGUCCUGCAGUGGGUCGAGCUGCCCGACGGCACCCGCGUGCCCAUGGAGAUCGUGCUGAUGGAGAAGGUGCGCUCUGGCUGCUACAACAUCAUCCAGCUCCUCGACUGGUUCGAGCUGCCUGACAGCUUCGUGCUGGUGAUGGAGCGGCCGGAGGCAUGGCAGGAUCUCCCGCAGUUCCUGCUGGAGCAUGGGUUGCUGAGCGAGGAGGCGGCGCGCUGGCUUUUCGUCCAGGUGCUGGAGGCCGUGCGGCACUGCACCGCCUGCGGCGUCCUGCACCGGGACAUCAAGCCGGAGAACCUCCUCGUGGACCCGGAGAGCGGCGACCUGAAGCUCAUCGACUUCGGUUGCGGCACCUUCCUCCAGGAGCGGGCCUACACGCGGUUUGCCGGAACGCACGCCUACAGCCCGCCCGAGUGGAUCUGGCUUGGCUGCUACCACGGCCAUGCGGCCACCGUCUGGUCCCUGGGCGUGCUGCUGUACGUCAUGGUGUGCGGGAGCCUCCCCUUCGAGGACGACCAUGCCAUCGUGCUGGGGCAGCUCUUCUUCUGGCAGCAGGUCUCUCCAGAGUGCCAGCAUCUGAUCCGCUGGUGCUUGGCCAAGCACCCCGCGGAAAGGCUGCAGCUGGAGGAGAUCCCGCGCCACCCUUGGGUGCAGGGCAGGCGUUUUUGA